AACAUUUUCCCUCGCCCGCUCCCCCCCGAAAGCUUCCACCUCCGCCAAACCUCCUGAUCCUACCCCAUCCUUUCUCUCUCACCACCCACGAACCCUCACAUCACACCGUGUUUCCGCCUUCUCCCUCCACAACCGCCCAUCAUGUCUGUCCCUGCCUUCUCCGACAUCGCCAAGCCGGCGAACGACCUUCUCAACAAGGACUUCUACCACCUGUCCGCCACCACUUUCGAGUUCAAGGACACAGCCCCCAAUGGCGUUGCCUUCAAGGUCACUGGCAAGUCGAGCCACGAGAAGGCCACCUCGGCUGCUAUCGAGGGAAAAUACACCGACAAGCCUACUGGCGUCACCUUGACCCAGACCUGGAACACCGCCAACGCCCUCGACACCAAGCUCGAGGUCAGCGACUCGCUCGCCAAGGGCCUGAAGCUUGAGGGUCUCUUCAACUUCCUGCCCGCCACCGCCGCCAAGGGUGCCAAGUUCAACCUCAUGUUCAAGCAGCCCGGCUUCCACGGCCGCGCCUUCUUUGACCUGCUCAAGGGCCCCACCGCCAACGUCGACGCCGUCGUCGGCCACGAGGGUUUCCUCGCCGGUGCCAGCGCCGGCUACGAUGUCAACAAGGCUGCCGUCACUGCCUACAGCGCCGCCGUCGGCUACGCUGCUCCUCAGUACAGCGCUGCCAUCACCGCUACCGACAACCUGAGCGUCUUCGCUGCGUCGUACUACCACAAGGUCAACAGCCAGGUUGAGGCCGGUGCCAAGGCCACCUGGAACUCUAAGACCGGCAACACUGUCGGCCUCGAGGUCGCCAGCAAGUACCGCAUCGACCCUGUCUCCUUCGCCAAGGUCAAGAUCAACGACCGCGGCAUUGCUGCCCUCGCCUACAACGUCCUCCUCCGCGAGGGUGUGACCCUGGGCCUCGGCGGCUCCUUCGAUACCCAGAAGCUCGACCAGGCUACCCACAAGCUCGGUGCUAGCUUCACCUUCGAGGGUUAAGCAGCUUCAUUGCAAAUCUAGCAACUCCUUUCUUGCCCUGCUAGGACCCCAUCCCCCAAAACGGUUGCUCUCACGCGCAACUCUGUAUCGUACUAGAGCUUUUGCAUUCGGGUGGCUCACUCCGUAUGUAGAUGUAUGAAGAUUAUGUGAGAAGUCAAUACCAAAUGCCCAGUUCCGGUGGAUGCGAAGCCUGUGCGCCUAUGUGAUGUGCGAGGGCAAUGGUCAUACUGAAAAUGCCUUGAGGCAUUCUUGUAUAUUGUCUUGUGGCGCCCGUGAAAAUGGGCACCGAAUCUCUAUCAAUCAAAUAUGCUAAUGUGACAUGAAGCCCCCAAAUUGCGCCUUUAUUCGAGUAUGAAUCUUAUGCCGCCAGUGCGUCAAGACUCUCGUUCCUUCUUGCGCCUUCCCAAGCGCAUGAACUGCAGGUAUAUGAAGGGGGCGAGGAAGGUCGCGCCGAGGAUGCCCGCGACGAUGAGGAAGUGGCCGGCGAGGCUCGUCUGGG
Molecule: messenger RNA, 1492 nt
Organism: Purpureocillium takamizusanense
Lineage: Eukaryota; Fungi; Ascomycota; Sordariomycetes; Hypocreales; Ophiocordycipitaceae
Gene: POR1
Product: Mitochondrial porin
Exons: 6
Coding region: 142-993 (283 amino acids)
Biological process (GO): monoatomic anion transmembrane transport
Cellular component (GO): mitochondrial outer membrane
Molecular function (GO): voltage-gated monoatomic anion channel activity
Source: RefSeq, a predicted model, not a curated record